AGAGGAGGAGGAGGGUAGUGCUGGGAGAGAGGGCUGAAAGGUGAGGGGCAGAGCAUGCUCAAGCUUGGGCUGGGCUGCUGGGCAGCGCUUUGUGACAGGAGGGAAUGUUUUCGCCCUGGUCCACUGAAGAGGGGCUGACAGCAGUUGCCAGGACCCCAGAAGUUGGGUUCUGAAUAAACACUGCGCUCUCUCGGGCAGCUUGCAGAUGAAAAUGGGCAGCAUGUAACACAUUCUGGGAGCACUCUCCAGGCUGACUCCACCUCUGCUGUCUCCAUGUUGCUAUGUGGGGUGGCACCUUCCCUGUCAGUGGGCAAAGUCAGAUGUCACCUGACAGGCACAGAGUACCCCUCUGUGGAGACCACCAGAUGAUCCCCCACUACACACACACUGGUUUGUGAUCCAGUUUCUCAGGAAGGAAAUUACCAGAUGGCCUGGUUAACUAGAAAGACAGCCUAGCCCUGGUCAGAGGGUGGAAACGGAAUCAUUGUUCACUGGCUACAGGAAGUCCACCUUCUCCAGCAGCAAGAGGAACAGGAAGGAAGCAAAGAUGCAGGGAGACAGGAACCCUGAGAGGCCUGUGAGUAGACCCACACUCACAGACCACGGGGGGCAAGCCCCCCAAUAGCCUUCUAUGGCUAGGGAGACUGUGGCCUCAGUCGGACAUUAGUUCAGGUGCCCACAGGCUGAACAGGCAGAGUCCCACUGUAGGCAGCCCCAAGAGGAACUGACUAGACUUGGGGUCCCCAUGGCCAGAGCUUACAGCCAAGCACUGACUGUCUGUGGUACUGAGGGCUUGCCUGCUGCUCCAGCUGUCCCUCCCCAAGCCGCAGCCUAUACCUUAAGGUGGGGAGGGGACACUCUCGGGGUGGCCACAGGGACAUUCCCAGGGCAGAGAAGAUGGGACGUAGGCUCUAAUGAUUACUCAUGUGUGACGCAGCCCACACAGCCACUCUGCUCUUGGGAUCUCCCAGUUAGGCCUGCCCGGAGAAGUCACCUCCUAGGAGCAAACAUCACAGAGAACAGUAAAGAAUGCCAUUUUUUAGAAGAUAAAUGAAAGCAAGCAUUAUCCUGGCUCUUUUUUUUUUCUUUUUUAUCUAAAAUAAAAGUUCUAGUAAGUAAGAAAAUUUCGGAGAGCAGUUACCCCUAGCUCCUAGACGAGGCUUAUCAGCUGGUCAGCACCCACAAGCUGGCAGAAACACGCCCCUCUGCGAUGCAUGCAGGCUGGAUAAACAGCACUGUGCAGCUCUCAGACACAGGGGCCAGCAGCACGUGAACACAGAGGGAGUCCUAGCCAGACAGACACUGCUCUGCUCGCUCUCCCUGAAGCCCAGCUGCUCGCCCAGCGUGGGCCCGGAGCCCUGCCUCUUGCUCCACUUCUCACUGAAGGCCAUUAGCAGUCCGGGCAGCUGCUGUGCCCACCAGCUGCAUGGGGACGCAGUGGGCCAAGUGUGCCCGCCAGGCGCGCAUUCUGUAGCCAAGAAGUAGCUCCCGCCUGCUUCGUGGCUGUAGGCCGACAGGUCACAUGCACACACAUCUGGAAACGCACGUGUGGGAGGCUUGGGACCCCCUGCCCCAGCUCUGAUGUUUUCAAUUCUAAGCCUGCCCUGUGCCACCGCUGUGCCAUCAAAGAGCCUUGUGUGUCCCUGGGCCCGCAGUGAAAGCAGCCAGCAUCUCUAUGGCGGAGGCUCAGCGAGGUCCAACUAUUUUUGUCCUUAGUUCUACAGACAAACGUCUGUUCAGUUCAUUUCCCCAAGGGAAAAGGGGACUCAGGACUGAACCACACUGCUCUGGACCUGGCUGCCUGUACCCAACCUGCCAGGCCUCCCUGCCCAGGGGCUGGAUGCUCUGCAGGGCAGAUGCAGGGUGCACCCCACCCCCGCACAGAGCAGAGGAUGUGAGCACACUUGAUCUGGAGGGCAGACUGUCCAAGUGCCGCCUCUCCUCUCGAAACCAGCUGUAAACACAGAUAGGGAGGGGCCUCCGUGCCUGCCAAGGGAGGCAGCAACUUUGUGAGUAAUUGACUCAAGGAAAACAAGUGUGGCAGGCAGGAGCGUGUGCGGUGCUCACGCGUCGCUGGCUGCCGCCACAGAGUGGCCCCGGGGUUCCCGAGAGACAGGCGCUGGCCUUGUCAUGCUGCCUGUUGCUGACCUCUGGAGCCCACAGUACGAAGGAAGGAGGGACUUGAGAUAAAGAGCUGCGGAGCUGGCGUAGGCUGCCAUGUGGAGCUGUGGCCCACUCAACAGCACAGCGUGGGGUGAGGAGCCGCUGUGCCGGAACCUGCGCCUGGGGCUGUGGGUCCUGUCGCUGCUCUACCUGGGGGCAGGCGUCCCCGUGGGCCUGGGCUACAAUGCCCUCCUGGUGCUGGCCAACCUGACCAGCAAGAACAGCAUGACCAUGCCUGACGUGUACUUCGUGAACAUGGCUGUGGCGGGGCUGGUGCUCACGGCGCUGGCACCGGCGUACCUGCUGGGCCCCACCCACUCCAGGUGGGCCCUGUGGAGUCUCGGCAGCGAGGCCCACGUCACGCUGCUCAUCCUGUUCAACGUGGCCUCCCUGGUGACCAUGUACUCCACCGCCCUGCUGAGCCUGGACUACUACAUCGAGCGCGCCCUGCCCCGCACCUACAUGGCCAGCGUGUACAACACGAGGCACGUGUGCGGCUUCGUCUGGGGAGGGGCAGUGCUCACCAGCUUUUCCUCCCUGCUCUUCUACAUCUGCAGCCACGUGUCGUCUCGAAUCACUGAGUGUGCCCGCAUGCAGAACACGGAGGCGGCGGACGCCAUCCUGGUGCUCAUAGGCUACGUAGUGCCGGGUCUGGCCGUGCUGUACGCGCUCGCGCUCAUCUCCAGGAUUGGGAAGGGAGACACGGCCCUGGACCAAGACACCAGCAGGCUGGACCCCUCGGUGCACAGGCUGCUGGUGGCGACCGUGUGCACACAAUUUGGACUCUGGACACCUUACUACCUGAGCCUGGGGCACACGGUGCUGGCCGCGCGGGGGAGGCCCGUGGAAGGGCACUACCUGGGCAUCCUGCAGGUUGCCAAGGACCUGGCCAGGUUCCUGGCCUUCUCGAGCAGCUCCGUGACGCCGCUGCUCUACCGUUACAUCAACAGGGCCUUCCCCAGCAAGCUCCGGCGGCUGCUGAGGAAAAUGCCCUGUGGACGCCGGCACUGCUCCCCAGACCCUGCGGCCGUGCAGCAGGUGAUGGGGGCGUAGCUGGCCCCUCCCUCCCUGGUCGGCGAGGAACACUAAAAUCCAACUGGAAGCGUAGCACUGUUCCCCAGGCGCACGGCGCUUCUGUCCCCAUGCUUUAGGCAGGAUGGCACAGGGGUGCAUUUCUCCUGACAUUUUCUAUCUUCUCCUGAAAGGCCAGUCUUGGUCUUAAGCCGCAGUGUGGAAAGUGGUGGUGCCUUGUGCGAAUAGGCUGCUUCUAACUAACCUUCCCACCUUCCCCCCAAGGUGUGUGCCUUCCUCCCAGGGAUAGCUUCAAGGUCCAUGUCCUCACAAGCAGGCUGACCCUCCCUGGUAUUUGGGCUUUCUAAAUGAAGUGAUGAAAUCUAAAGCCAGUAUUUAUACUUCGUAUUGACACAAUACUUGAUUCCCCUCUUAUUUUUUUAAAUAAAAAGUGUUAGAAAAAUGCCUAGUGUUCAGAUGCAGGCAGGACAGAGGAACGUGGCUGUCGCUGGUAUCAGUGUUCUAGCCUGAGGACAGGACAGUGUCCCUGUGAGGCCUGCUUCGGCUACACGGUCAUCGCUGACAGUGGCAGCGGUGGAGCACGGGCCCCUCCCCAGCCACAGCCUCUCCUCUACCGAGAAAUGGUCUCAGGAUAGGCCUGGCUUUCCAGUGCCUCAGUGUAUGCACAUGAAGAAAUGGAAGAGAGAAAGUUCUGAGGUGAUAAAGCGUUAGCUGGGCAUGGAUGGGAAAGGCAGGACGGUAGGACAACCAGCAUCAGGGGGAAGGGCCCUGCCUGGCCAGUUUCACACAGCUGUGGGGUGGUAUGCGACCAGGUUCACCCCCACAGAUGUCUGGGUCCAGGCCUCCCCCAUGUGCCUCUGGGGCCGUUUGCCAUCCUUGUAUUUGGUAAUUGUUUACCGUGGGCAUGAAAAGAACUCCCUCCCUCCCCAUCCUGUUGCUGCCACCACCCCAUUCUUCAGGGCUACCCUGCAGGCCCACAGCUCCCUGCUCCCCGUUUUCAGAGAGCUAACCUGGCUGUUUCCUCGGAAGGCUGGUGUGGUCUGGACUCCGUGGCCUUCCUACAUGUCCCCGAGGCUGGUCCUGGCUGCUUGGGAACUUCAGCUAUGACUUAGUGGCUUUAGUUUAGUAGCUAUCUGUGCAAACUACAUUUCCUCAGAUGGUGACUGCCUGAAUUAGUUUGCCUUAGGAGAACUAGGGAGAUAGAUGAGGUCCUCAGCCCUGGCUGUGGUCCACUGGGCAUGUUCUGUGGGGCUCGGCUCCCCGUGAAUAAACCACAGGGCCAGGUUAGACAAGAGCCUUCAGAGUUGCUUAUGGCUGUAGGGUUUUGUUUUGAGGUCUUUAAAGUGGCAAGCCUGAUGUUCCCUGCCCUUCCCCGCCAGGUGGGCAGCUGAGUGAAGGCCCCGAGACUCUAAUGGCUGCCAGGCUUCCCAUCCUGAUGGCCACACUGACCACUUUAAUGCUUGUUGAGGAAACAAGACCUCUCACCAUGAAGGUUCUAGCUGGGCCUGGCCUGCAGGCCAACUGUAAUUCUCCUAUGGGUGAGAGCAAGCCUGGGGAUCAAGGUCAGGGCAAGCAAAGGGCAGCCUGAGCUUUGUGGGUCAUAGGGGAAAUGAGAUCCAGGUGGGCGGGGCUGCCUGUGACGUGGUGCCCCGGUUUAAGGCAGUCCCUGCCUUUGCUGACCAUUUCACACCCUUUGCUCCAGGCAGACGUCCUUGGGGGGACUCUGUGCCCUGGAAUCCUCCAUCCCGGCCAUCCCAAGCAAAGCGGGGAAUGGCUCAAAUCACAUUCCUCUGUCGCACUUUCUCAGUGGCCUUAGGUUCAAACUGGCCUGGUUCUAGGGGACCCUUGAGGGACUGGAAGCCAGGACCCUGUGACUGGCAUCAGCUGUACUUGUCCUGCAGGGGUAGCUCAGUGGACACCCGGAUGCCUGCCUGGGAGUGGUGGCCAUCUGCAGUGCAGACCCUUUCGCUGUAGAGAGGCCCUGGAACGAAGCGCCCUCCCGGCCAGAACCUCCUCCUUGCCCCAGCCUUCCACCACAGAUGCCCAAGCGCUCAAGUUACUCAUGCUCUGACCUUUGCUGUCUGUGACCCUGUCCUUCGCUCAUCCCGGGGGCCCCCACUGUCUGUUCCCCAAGUCUUCUGCCUUGCACCUCCCAAAGCAGGAAAGAACCUACAGCACAUAGAGGUUACUGCAGUGGUGUGGGUGUUAUGGGUGUGCACUGUGUGUGUGGUGAGUGGGUGUGGUAUGUAUGUGUGGGUGUAUGUGAUGUGGGGUGUGUGUGUGUAUGUGUGUGUGGUGUGGGUGUUAUGGGUGUGCACUGUGUGUGUGGUGAGUGGGUGUGGUAUGUAUGUGUGGGGUGUAUGUGAUGUGGUGUGGGGGGGUGGGUGUGGGUGUUGUGGGUGUGCACUGUGGGUGUGUGGUGAGUGGGUGAUGUGGGGUGUGUGUGUGUGUGUGUGUGUGUGUGUGUGUGAGAGAGAGAGAGACUCAGUGAUUCUUUCUUGCGUGAGUUUAAGGUGCCAGGCAGAAGAACACUUUUCCCCAAGGAUCAUUCAUUCGGCUGUCAUCACUUCUUGAUGGUUACAGUUUACGAUGAAUGCUUUUAUUUUCAGUAACUCACACGAAAACUUGCUGCACGUCAAUACUUAGGAUUCCAGAGAGUGAACUUUUCUUGGGCUUCCUUCACGAUGCCACAUGGCAUGACGCAGGAAAGCAGACCCAUUGCUCCCUGGGGCAGAUGUACCCAGGAACCGACAGACACCUGUUCUGUUGGGGAGAGCACGUGGCAGAGGUCAGACCAGAGAGAAGUUAUGACCUUAAACUGCAUGUCCAGUUCUUGGGUUUUAAGCCUGUGGGAACAUAUGGGAACAUUCUUAUUCCUGGUCUAUUCCCCCGUCCCCCGUGGAUGGUUCCAUUUGCCGAAAUUCUGUGAAUGUGAAAAAGAAACUACUGAUGAGAUUCACACAUCUUGACGACUAUUAAAUUAUUUAACACUCAA
This is a messenger RNA of Meriones unguiculatus (Mongolian gerbil), 6190 nucleotides long. RefSeq names its product G protein-coupled receptor 146 (gene Gpr146). The record is from RefSeq and is a predicted model, not a curated record. Gene Ontology annotation, biological process: G protein-coupled receptor signaling pathway. The coding region runs from base 2218 to 3216 and encodes 332 amino acids. The transcript is spliced from 2 exons. Gene Ontology annotation, cellular component: membrane. Gene Ontology annotation, molecular function: G protein-coupled receptor activity. Lineage: Eukaryota; Metazoa; Chordata; Mammalia; Rodentia; Muridae.